Zootoca vivipara (common lizard) is the source of this 5791-nucleotide messenger RNA. It is a transcript of the gene STX16, whose product is annotated as syntaxin 16. Gene Ontology annotation, cellular component: endomembrane system; membrane; SNARE complex. Gene Ontology annotation, molecular function: SNAP receptor activity; SNARE binding. Lineage: Eukaryota; Metazoa; Chordata; Lepidosauria; Squamata; Lacertidae. The record is from RefSeq and is a predicted model, not a curated record. Gene Ontology annotation, biological process: intracellular protein transport; vesicle-mediated transport; vesicle fusion.
CAGUGGGGUCCAUCCGGGUCCGGAUAGGGAAACGAUGUGGGGGGCUGGAGGGGGCCGGGGCUAGGAUCCUUCCCCGUUCCUGACGGGGGGUGGGGGUGGGGAGAGGAAGAGCCUUCCGGGGGCUCGCCCUGUGUCCGCCCCGGGAGGUUUUGAGGAAGAGGCUCGGGGGGAGGAGGCCUCAGGAAAGGUGACCCUCAUCAAGACAGGGGCGCAGGAGGGGUGGAGGGGGGCAGGGUUCCCAUGAGGGGAAGCAAGGGGGGUCCUCCUCGGAAAUUUGCAGGUGCCCCUAGGAAACCGAGUGAGGGGGUUUGGGGUGAGUCCCGGGAGCGUUUCAAGCUCUCCGCCAUCCGCAGGAUUUUGAAUGGGCUCCGCCCUGAGGGGAAACUAGGAGAGGGUCGGAGUUGGGAUCAGGGCCCCUGAGGAGACUAUAGGGCCCAGUGGAUAGGUCACCCCGGGUGUGCGCGUGGUGUUUUCCCCAUAGGGGGGUUUAGAGCCAUGGCCACCCGGCGUUUAACAGACGCGUUCUUGUUGUUGCGGAACAACGCGAUCCAAAGCCGGCAGCUGCUGGCCGAGCAAGUGAGUAGUUACGGCUCCUCCAGCCCUCUGACUUCACGUAGCAUGGCUGCUGCGGAGCUGGAUGAGCUCGCAGAUGACCGCAUGGCACUGGUGUCGGGGAUCAGUUUAGACCCUGAAGCAGCUAUCUGUGUAACUAAGAGGCUACCUCCAAAAUGGAUUGAUGGAGUGGAAGAAAUCCGGUAUGAGGUCUCCAGGAUAAAACAGAAGAUGAAAGAAUUAGCCAGUCUGCAUGACAAGCAUUUAAACAGGCCAACUCUGGAUGACAGCAGUGAAGAAGAGCACGCAAUAGAAAUAACUACCCAAGAAAUUACACAGUUGUUCCACAGGUGUCAGCGAGCAGUCCAGACGUUACACAGCAAGUCUCGAAGCUGCACAGACCAAGAGCGGCAGCUUCUGAAGAAUGUUGUGUCUUGCUUAGCGCAGUCCCUUCAGGACCUGUCCACCAGCUUUAGGCACGGGCAGUCUGACUAUCUCAAACGUAUGAAGAAUCGAGAAGAAAGAUCCAAACAUUUCUUUGACACUUCAGUUCCCCUUAUGGAUGAUGGUGAGGACACAACACUAUACGAUCGGGGUUUUACAGGUGACCAGCUAGUAUUAGUGGAACAAAACACAGUGUUGGUGGAAGAGCGGGAGCGAGAAAUCCGACAAAUUGUACAGUCCAUUUCUGAUCUCAAUGAAAUUUUUAGGGACUUGGGAUCAAUGAUAGUAGAACAGGGUACAGUUUUGGAUAGGAUUGACUACAAUGUUGAACAAUCAUAUGUUAAAACAGAAGAAGGGUUGAAACAGCUGCAUAAGGCUGAGCAAUACCAAAAGAAGAAUCGGAAGAUGCUUGUCAUUGUCAUUUUGUUUGUAAUAGUAGUUGUCCUUAUCAUUCUUCUCAUUGCUGUCAAAUUUCGCUAGGUAGCACUCCUGUGAUGUUUUUCUUCCUCUGUGUUUGUACGUUUCGGGAGGUGGGGGUGUUGUGCUUCUUCCCCCCCCCCCUUUUGGUUUGUUUGUUGCUGAUACGAGUGGUUGAGCCUCUCACUCUGGAACGCUGCCUUGUGAAUGAAUGUAGAAGCCCUAGUGGUGCAAGAUCUGUGCAAUGUUUCGGGGGGGGGGACAAAACCCCUUUCUGUUUUACAUGCUAAAUGACUGCGCAGAUAGUGGUUUGCAAAAAUGCGAGCAAAAAGUAUUGGGAAUUUUGAGAAAUGCUCCCAAACCAGGCAUCUGGCUAUUUAUCCAGGAUGUAGAACACUUAAAAUGCAUCUUUAAAAUUAAGUUACGGACUGAAAUGUUUCAGAAAAGCAUCAUAAUCUGGUUGUAUCGAGAACCCAAUAGUGUUGUUUGCCAACAUUUAUGUUACGGUUAAUCUUAGGUUUUUGUGAGCUGCCUAGGUUUCUUUUUGGAGACGAUACCAAAAACUGUGGGUUGGAGGUAAAACUGCCUUAAAUGUAAAAAGUGUUUGAUUUUAACUAGUUUUCCUCCAGAUUUAAGAACUGUGUAGACUUAGUGGAAGUGAAACACUUUUUAAAACAGCAGAUAAUUUAUAUCAUGUGACUUCAUACCAUUAUUAUUAUCAUUAUUCCCUUGAGUGGUAUUUAGCAGUGUAAAUAUAACUCCCCAACCAUAAUGAGUGCUACAGAAAUUUUAAAUUAUUUUCUCGGCUUCAAAUAAUCCAGAAUGUGCUUCUUCUCUCCCUGUCGUGCCUCCGACACAUGUCCUUCCCCUAAACUGAUUUAUGUACUACUGUACUGUUGUUCUACUACAUAUAUUUUGGAAUAUUUGAAUGUUAAGCACAGCUGGAAGGAAAUCUUUUGCUCUUCUUCUCCUCUUCUCCCCUGACCCCAAAUCUUUAUUCGCUAUCAUGUGAGCCUCAGUGGUGACAGCCUUCAUCCCCUACUUCCAAAUACUGAAUUGGAAAAGGGGUGGUGGUUUUUCAAACGUGUAGCUUAAAUCAGGUGAAAUAAGCUAACCAAUGCAUAUAUUGGAAUCAUGGAUCUAAAUUGAAAAACGUUUGUCCUCUGUCGGGCUCUGGAAAGCCUCAGGAGAAACGGGGGUCAACAGCUGUGAUUUAAAAUGCUGUACUACUAUGCUAGAACUCCUUGGUUCCUCCAAUGCAGCUGGCAACUCUGCCGAGGGAGCAUUUUUUAGCAGUUUUAACUGGAUCCUAAAAGUGCUGGGCAAUUUUAGGGACCUUUGCUCCAUUCCUUUGUUGUUGUUGUUUUAAAAGAUACCAUUCCUUUUGUGAAUAAUUUAUUUAAAGCUUGUGGGGUUGUACCUCUAGCAGUGUUUUGCAGUCACUGUGAUCUUGUCUGUGCCCUCCGCACCUCACCUUUCCCCCCAGCUUUUUGCACCACUCAGAUUUCUUUGUAGAAUGAUGAAAACAAUAAAGAGACUCUUGCCUUGAUCCACUCCAGGAUUAAGCCUGCUGGUUAGAACAGAGGAUAAUGUCCCCCUAGGAAUAUCUCCUGAAAUAAAGAGAUGCAGCAUAACAGUGUGGUGAUCUCGUGCUGCUCCCUAUGUCAGCGCGGCUUCUCCCUGUGGAUUGUGUUCCAAGUCAGCACUUUCAGAUCUCUCUUACUCCCACAGAUCAUCGUAUAGGGCUAUAAAAUGAGCUCAGUCUAACACGCUACAUCUUCAUCAUGGGGCAGUAUAACUAAAGAGCAUGGCACUGGUGGUGAAUGGUGGAUGUUGUCCUGUACUUCCUGCUUGAUGGACUAUUCAGUAUAUGACAUAAGACCACAAAACACUGGGGACUAGAAUUGCAUCAGUGAAUAGUUAGUUUGCCCACCUUGCAGGAAUGUGUUGCUGCUUUUAUAGCUGGGUGUUGUUGCAGGUGUACCAGACCUACUGCUUAAAAACCUCCAAGGAAGGAGACCCCACCACCUCCCGAGGGAGACGGUUCCACUGUUGAACAGCUCUUACUGUUAGAAAGUUCUUCAUCUUGUUGAGUAGGAGUCCCCUUUCUUGUAACUUGAAAUCAUUGGUUCAGGUCCUACCCUCUGGAGGAGGAGAAAACAAGCUUGGCCAUCUUCCAUGUGACAGCCCUUGAGAUAUUUGAAGAUGGCUAUCAUAUCUCCUUAGUCUCCUCCCCUAGCCAUAUCAGUCUUAGAUGAAUUGAUGUAGCCAGGAAACAGGUUUACAACCUAUGAAUUAAAUUAAAACCAUGAACAAUCCAACAUAGUGCUUUCUCUUCCUUCCUAGUUCCUUUCAAGUUAUUUUUUUCCUUUGCCAAAAUUUGACAUGAUGGUGUUGAAAUUGUCCAUAAACAAUUUGCUAAGGUCAAUGCGAACCCUAGAACACAUCUAGUGUCUGCCUGAACAAAAGUUCUCUAUGGUGUGACCCACUAUGCCAGCAUUGAUAAGAUUAUCAUUUUAUAUAGCACCGUUCAUGUAUAUUAGGGGCGAGGAAUCUUCUUCUUUUCUGCCUGAGAGCUCUGCUUCCUACUGGGCAACAUUGCCCGGGCCAUAUGUCAACAGUGGGUGCAGUAAGAGGCAAGGGCACAGAUGUAAAUUUUAACCAUUGUACAGUUGGCUAGUUUCUAUGCACAUCCCUCUUUAUUCUCGCCCUAGGCAAGCGAAAGGCAUUAUCCAUGUUCAAUUGCAAAAGCACUUGGAUGCAAAGCAAGUCAGUGAGAGGUAUGUCCCAGAGGUAGUUCCAAGGGCCAGACAGAGAUGCAACUGGCCCCUUGGACUGUUGUUUUCCCAUGCUCAAUGUGGCUGCUGGCUUACGGAAUAAACAAAUAGGUUUCUGCUUCAAGAAAUGUAGAGUCUCUAAGCUUUGACAAUGCAGAGAGAAUGAGGAUUAAGUUAACAACAGAUGAAAUGUGAGCCAAUGCGACUGUACUUUAGAUUCACUGUUGGGGAUGAAGGCUUGUGGUUGCGAGGACUUUCUGUUUCCAAACCCUGAAAGGCAGUCAGGAAUUGCUGAAAUGUUCCUCAAAUCCAAACACUGAUGGGACAGAAGGAAGAACGACAAAUAACUUAUCCAGCCAUGGGGUUGCAGAAUAAUAAGUACUGUACAUGAAACGCUGUCGCAACAAUGGCUGGCAAAUGGCAUGUAUUUUUGCGGACUGCUUUUAAUUCUGGCUUAAAAUUCAAAGCCUUCUGCUUAUAAAUACAGACAGGAAAAAGUGGGCAGCAAUCUUAUUUUGGGGGUAGCAGUUUUAAAUCUAUUUCACUGCCAUCCUCAAAGAACCCUGUGAAGAAUGAUGCAAGCUAAUGACAGGCCUACUCAGAGUAAAUUUGUUUAAAUUAAUAGGCAUUGCUAACUUAAAAUUAAUAAUCGGUUGAAUGCAACUCAGUGCUUUUAGCAUACAUAGAGGUGUACAAAUACUUUUUCAGUCUUAUCAUUUCAUGGUUAUAAUAUGAAGUCUCAAAUCUGGGCACUUAGGUUUCCCUUUUGCGAGAAUCUGUUUUACAGCAACUCCUUCUUGUCCACUUAGUCACAGAACAAAACUCAGGAGGGGAGCAUCUGAUAAAGGCUUUAUUAUUGUUAGCAUACCAAUCCUGCCUAAAAAUGUGGGUUUUUUUAAAAAAAGAAAAUGCCGUACCUGGCGCAGAACAAAUCAUACAAAGUAAACGGAUGCAAAUUUUGCUUAACUUCAUUUUCAUAUAUAGUGCCCAAAAAGCAAACCAAGCACUCACAGAUUCUUUUUUUCCUUUUUUAAAAAAUAACAGGCUGUAGAAGCUAGGAAGGGGGUAAAAAAGGAAAUCAUAUGAGAGAAAGCUUGAGCAAAGUUAUUAAUAUUUAAAAUGGUUUUUCCCCUCAAUAUGGUUGUGGAUAAAGCAAGGCAGGUCAGGUGUGGGGAGGAGGGCAUCCUAACUCUAAGGAAAAAUUUAUGCUUUGUGGAUGCAGGAUUUAAAUGUCUGUGGGACUUACUUGUUUUUGUGAAGACACAGCCCUGCAUAGGCAUAUCUCUUAAGGCACUAAAACAAAAUCUUAUCUUCAGCCAGCAGAGCUUCCCAAGGCUAUUGGGAAAUGCUUCUGAAGUUCUGUUUGUAUCUUGUACUUGACCCAUUUGUAAAUGUCUAGUGCGCUGUGUUUUCUGAAGGUUAACACAAAUCCUCAAUUGCUCUGAGAACUAUUAACUUGAUUGGGACAAUUUCUGAGGACUCCAAUGUAAGAUAUGUACAUUCCAAAGGGGUUUCAGACCCGAGGUUCCUUCUGUUCAUCCAUCAUAGUUUCUGUGUCAGAUGACUGUAGUCGGAGAGGAAUGAAGUUCUAUUUAAUAUUA